AGUUAAGUCAACAAAGCAAAUCGUUGGAUGUGAAUACAGUGACCCCUUCCAGCUUCACAGUAUGGAGAAUCAGUGGAGAAUUCGGAAAUCGUGGCAACGAAAUGGCAUUAGUCGCUGGUACCAGGUUCGAUUUAGGUGCACGGAUCAAGCAGGUUACGAUUGCGGCAGGAAAAUUCUUAUAUUCCGUUAUCCGGCGACUUCUUAUGGUCUUAUAGAGUGGGACUUGUUAUACCCUCUUCCAGAUUACACAAAUCGCAUUUCACAAUUCAAACUUGGCGAAAUAUUUAAAAAGCAAAAUGGACCGGUGUUACUUCCUCCAACGCCUCCACAGCCAACAACGACAUCAGCACCAUCCCCACCCGCAGUUCCACUGGAACAUUCCCACCAUGAACACCACCUCGGACAUGAAGUAUCGGAAAUGGAGCUACAAUCGUAUCUAAAAGAUCAUCCGGAAACGUGGGUACCUCCGGGAUAUGGCAAAGAUAGAUCGGACUGGUUCGCACCGAAUACCUACGAUCCAUAUCCACAACGCGUAAGCCCGACUUAUGAUGCAUACAAACUACGCGAUCAGACAAAUUUCAAUCGCAUGGGGAGAGCUGUGGAUGAUUUAAGUGAUAACGAUUUUUUAGUAGAGGAAGAUAGGCACAACAUUAGUCAACAUCGCGAUUGGGAAAGUUUUUAUCAUUACCGCGAAAGGCGAGAUUUGUAUCAUGCCAUUGAACAUGCUCUAGGGAAUAGACACCGGUUGCAGAUGAAAUCGUGCGUUUUGCGAGCCAUAUGUGAAGCAAGAAAACUACUCCAUACAAAGAAAAAGUCCAUGAUGGUGGAAAUGGCCAGGCUUAUGUUCAGUGUUCCAUUAAAAGAUGACCUUCAAGAUGACUAUAGUAAGGCAAUGAGAGAUGACAAUUUGGAUUGUACAGCAAUUUAUGGGGAAAAAUGCGCCGUUAGUAUUUUGGCGUUGCUUCUGUUCGGAAAGUUUGAACCAUCGAUCGAAUAA
Molecule: messenger RNA, 997 nt
Organism: Armigeres subalbatus
Lineage: Eukaryota; Metazoa; Arthropoda; Insecta; Diptera; Culicidae
Exons: 4
Coding region: 62-997 (311 amino acids)
Source: RefSeq, a predicted model, not a curated record